Molecule: messenger RNA, 606 nt
Organism: Colletotrichum chrysophilum
Lineage: Eukaryota; Fungi; Ascomycota; Sordariomycetes; Glomerellales; Glomerellaceae
Exons: 2
Coding region: 1-606 (201 amino acids)
Biological process (GO): regulation of transcription by RNA polymerase II
Molecular function (GO): DNA-binding transcription factor activity, RNA polymerase II-specific; RNA polymerase II cis-regulatory region sequence-specific DNA binding
Source: RefSeq, a predicted model, not a curated record
AUGCCCAGCACGCAAGACCAAUUCCAAGCGGUCGGUUUAGACUUUGAUCAACUGGGCAUGUUUUCCGAUCUCAUAUCCGGUCAAAGCAACUCGGCAGUUGAUUUCCAGCAACAGAUCGACAGCGGCAUGGCAUCGCCAUCGUCAAGCAUUUCGGGCGGCGUGCCUCUGUCCGCUGAAAUCGAGGACAAUCCGGCCAUUCCCCCGGGCUCAGCUGAGGCCGGCGGCGAGCCUGAAGCCACUGUGCCAUCCAAGAUUGGUAGCCGCUUCACAUCUGGCGCCAUCAAAGUUCUGAGGACUUGGUUCGAAAGGCACGAAAAACAUCCCUACCCGACACCGAAAGAUGUCGACAGGCUGCAAAACCAAACAGGCCUGCAGCGACAGCAGAUCACCAACUGGUUUGCCAACACGCGCCGUCGCAAGAAGUUCCGGCCGCAAGAUUCCAACCCGACGGCCGACGCCAAUGCCGUUCGAGAUGAUGAAUCCGAUGCAGAGAUGGGAGCACUCGCCACCGGAGCACGAGCCCGCGCUCGCUUCCGAUAUCAAUCGGGCUGUCGCGGCAUCGACCGGACAAUCGAGUUUUCCGAGCCGCGCACGAUCGCCUGGUAG